This is a messenger RNA of Benincasa hispida (wax gourd), 1775 nucleotides long. Its product is annotated as putative flavin-containing monooxygenase 1. The record is from RefSeq and is a predicted model, not a curated record. NCBI's taxonomy places the organism in Eukaryota, Viridiplantae, Streptophyta, Magnoliopsida, Cucurbitales, Cucurbitaceae. Gene Ontology annotation, molecular function: flavin adenine dinucleotide binding; N,N-dimethylaniline monooxygenase activity; NADP binding.
AUGGAACCAAAGAAAGUAGUGAUCAUCGGAGCCGGAAUAAGCGGACUAGCGGCUUGCAAAUUCAUUCUAUCCAAAGGAAUGAUCCCAAUUGUGCUCGACGCUAAAGGCGCCAUUGGUGGUGUUUGGAACGAGACGCUCAAGUCGACGACAUUGCAGACGCCUAAACACAUGUUUCAGUUCUCCGAUUUCCCUUGGCCGAAAUCGGUGACUGAAGAAUUUCCGAGUUAUAUACAAGUUUUGGAUUACCUCAGAUCUUACGCCGAACAUUUCGGAUUGAUGAAGUACAUCAGACUCAACUCCAAGGUCCUCAGUAUAGACUAUGAAGGCUUCUCCGACGAGGAGAUUGAAGGUUGGACUCAUUGGGGCGGCUCCGGUGAAGCCUUCGCUCAACGGAGUAAAUGGAGGCUCAACGUCGUUGACGCUCGGAAUACUAAUGUUUCACUCCAGGAGGUGGUGGCAGAUUUUGUAGUACUCUGCAUCGGAAGAUUCAGCGACGUUCCACAUAUCCCUGAAUUCCCUCCCAAUGAAGGCCCCGAAGCUUUCAAAUCCGGCAAAGUUCUUCAUUCUAUGGAAUAUUCCGCCAUGGAUUUCGACAGUGCUACGAAGCUCAUCAAGGACAAGCAAGUCGCCGUCGUCGGUUUCCACAAGUCCGCUGUUGACCUAGCCAUGGAAUGUGCCAAUACAAAUGGCCCAAGUAAACCCUGCACUGUACUUUACAGAACCGAGCAUUGGAACUCUCCUGAUAUUCAUCCAUGGGGGAUUCCUUUGGGUUUUCUCUACAUGAAUCGAUUUGCCGAGCUUCUGAUUCACAAACCUGGCGAGGGUUUCCUUCUCUAUCUCCUUGUCAUUCUUCUUUCCCCAAUUAGAUGGUUGUUCUCAAAGAUUGUGGAAACCCACGUGACGAGGAAGGUAAAAUUGGCCAAAUAUGGGAUGGUGCCAAAGCAAAGCUUUCUACAGGACAUCAGCUCAUGUAUAUUCGGAAGAUUGCCUGAGAAAUUCUACGACAAAGUGGAUGAAGGAAGUAUCAUUUUGAAGAAAUCGCCGUGUUUUAGCUUCUGUGAAGAGGGUAUCAUGAUUAAAGGAGAAACCAAACCGAUUCACUCAGAUGUGGUCAUUUUGGCUACUGGAUACAGAGGGGAUUUAAAGCUUAAAGAUAUUUUUACUUCUUCUACUUUUCGAGAUUACAUGAUUUUUGGCGAUUUAGCGGUUCCCAUGUACAGGCAUUGUAUUCAUCCUAGAGUUCCACAACUAUCAGUGAUUGGAUUUUCAGAAAGCAAUUCAAACUUGUACACCUCAGAAAUUCGAUGUCGAUGGCUGGCGGAGUUUCUGGAUGGCACAUUCAAACUACCAAGCAUAAAGGAGAUGGAGAAAGACAUAGCUAACUGGGAGAAGUGUCUGAAGCUUUACUCAGGUCCUUCCUACAAGCGAGGUUGCAUUGCCACUUUGCAUAACUGUUACAAUGAUCAGCUGUGCAAAGACAUGGGAUGGAACCCUAGGAGGAAAAAGGGUUUCUUUUCUGACUUGUUUCUGCCAUAUGGUCCUGCUGACUAUGCAUCCCCUUGAUAAUUAGAAAAAAAUGAACUUUAACAUACCCAUAUCUCCAUACUAUGGAAAAAUUAAAAGGAUAUUAUACUUUUAGAAACUAUUUAAGAAAAUAUCGUUGUUUUCAAACUAUUUGUAAAAAUAUUGUUGUUUUAAAUAAGUUGAGGAUUGAAAAUUCGACAUAGAUAGGUCGAAUUUUGAACCCUCGACCUCCCUUUUUUUUUUUAGGAAAA